Molecule: messenger RNA, 2256 nt
Organism: Nomia melanderi (Alkali bee)
Lineage: Eukaryota; Metazoa; Arthropoda; Insecta; Hymenoptera; Halictidae
Source: RefSeq, a predicted model, not a curated record
AUGGAGUUCGAUCCAGACGUCAUAGUGAAAAGGCAAUCCAGCGUCAUUGUUACCCGUUUACAAAAAGCGGAGAAGGAAUUCUUCGAACUUGUGGACAUCGGAAACGUGUCGGACGUCAGUCACUUUCUCCAAAAAAAUUCGAAUUUCAACAUCAACGCCGUUGACUUUCAGGGCGUCACGGCACUGCACAUUGCAGUCCGCAACAGGAACAUUGCAAUGGUAGAAUAUCUACUGUCUUCUCCAGACAUCGAUCCGGGAGACACUCACCUGCACGCCAUCGCGGAGAACGAACCGAAAAUCGUCAAUCUUAUCCUGAACAAAUUAAAUCAACUAACGUCGGGAUUGGAGUACGUCGGUGUCACGCAAAGCGCUGAUUUCCCAGACGAUACAACUCCUCUUGUGAUAGCUGCACAAUGCGGACACUUCGAACUGAUCGACUAUCUCCGGAAAAGACAUCAUAAUAUUCCCAGACCACAUUUGCCGUCCUGCAACUGCUAUGAGUGCAAAAGCGAACGAGAAAGAUCUGAUUUACUGACGAUCGAGAAAAUGCGAUUAUUCACGUACAAGGCGAUCACGAACCCCGCGUAUAUUUGCCAGACGGUCGACGACCCAAUUCUCGAAGCAUUCAAUUUAUCUUACGAGCUGAGCCAGGCUGCUAACUUCGACAAAGAAUUCUAUCACGAGUACAAAGGGCUCUCCGAGAGUGUCUCCGGAUUCGCCACCGAUCUGAUCGAUUGCGCGCGAACGUUCGACGAGGUGGAAGUCAUUUUGAAACAAUCCACCGGGUUCGCCAUUUCCUCCAAGUUUAUGUACCCUAGGCUGUUGUUCGCGCUGCAUUACAAGCAACGAAGUUUCGUGGCUCAUCCCAAUGUGCAACAGUUGAUCAAAGCCAAAUGGAUCGAAGACUGGUACGACUGGAAGAUAAAGAGCAGUUGGGCGCAGUUCGGACACGUAAUACUGCGUAUCGGUUUGCUCCCAGUAAUUCUUGUGAUCAUACUUUUCGCGCCCAAUUCGAAAUGGUCGAAAUGGUUUCAGUCGCCCGUUAAUAAAUUCAUCUCGUCGGUCGCGAGCUCCUUAAUCUUCCUGCUUUUAGUUUUCCUCCAGUCGAACUCCGACAAGUCCGAACAGUUUCGCGGAGCCCCUAACACCGUGUACGUCUGGUUCCUGUCAAUUUACAUCGUUUCGUAUACUUGGGCUGCAAUACGUCUCUGCUUGAUACACGGUCCAAAGAGGUUCUUCUCGAAGCGUUGGUAUUGGUUCGAGGCAGUGAUGAUAUCUCUUUUCGUGUUGACCUUCAUAUAUUGGAUCACCGCAGCUAUCGACGUGCGAACAAACGGACAACUUCAAUUAGAACGGAAGUAUUGGAACAAGUAUGAUCCCACGUUGAUUGCUGAAGGAAUGUUUUGUCUGGCGACGAUAACGGCCUUUUUGAAAUUGAUGUACAUCUACCAGUUGGACUACAAUCUGGGACCUCUUCAACUAUCUUUGGGGAAAAUGAUCUACGACGUUCAGAAGUUCAUCGCUCUGUUUUUGAUAAUUCUGAUUGCUUUCACUGUCGGCACAUGCAAGCUUUAUCAAUAUUACGACGGAAUGGUGCAAACCGAUGACCAAUCGAAAAUUAAAACACAGCAGGUGAGCUCGUUUGUCGAUUUAAAAUCCGCUUUGAAAACGUUUUUCUGGGCGCUUUUCUGUAUGACCCCAAUGGAAAGCGCAGACGUGAUAAUCGAGAAUCUUCCGGGUGAAUCAGAUUACAAGAGUGUCAUCAAUCAUCACACGUUCACCGAAAUAAUCGGCUACAUAUCCUUAUCAGUAUACAUGUUCAUCGCUGUAAUAGUCAUUCUUAAUAUGUUAAUCGCGUGUAUGUCAAAUACUCUUACGCGAGUAACAGAAAAUAUGAUCGUGGAGUGGACCUUUGGCCGUACAGAGGUUUACAUCGACUUCAUGCUGACGACAGCUCUUCCACCGCCGUUCAAUAUUAUUCCAACGUCUAUUGGAAUUCGGCCAAUCAUCGACUACCUGAAAAUACUUUUGAAACCGCAGAAAGACAAACGAGCGCGCUGGGACAUUACUCACUGUUUUUUCAUCGAAUCCUCGGAAACCGAGAAGGAUCAUCAAUUUUCUAUAGUGAUGUCCCAAUUGGUGCAACGCUAUUUCCGGAAGAAAAAGAAAGAGGCAGAUGAAAACGAUAUAGAAAGAUUGAGGAAAGAAAUCGUGGAACUGAGAACUGUUCUGAGGGACGCUUUGUCGCCUGAUUAA